GGUUGGACAAAAUGGCGUCCGUCAGGGUUAACUGUGAUCAGCCAGUGAAAUAUCCUCAAAAUUGACACGUAGCAGGCUUGCCAACGGAGCAGGGUCAGCGCUGUGGUUAGGUAGCGGUCACAGAAAGAUGUUACAUGGUGUGCAAUAGUUUGUCAGAGAAAGGAUACAUAAAACAGGUAAUGUCCGGUGUCGAACAUUUCAUUUCUCCCUGGCUAUUGGCUAGCUAGCUAGCUAAUUAGCACACUGGCUAGUUAGCUACUAGUUUUAAUCCUUUAAUCUCUGUAUCUAGCUAGUUCACGAUCCAGCCCCCUAGUGCAAUGCUCUGAAGGCACAUUUUACGAGGUUGUAGGAAGCAAGCAAUGUGGCCAUUCUACAGGUGUUUUGUACAAUUUACAAGAUGGUGCAUUGAAAUACAGCUGGCCCAGCUAGCAUAUUUCUAGCUAAUGUUACUCAGGAUGGAAGUACUGGAAAUUAAACAGACUUGUUGCUACAUCCUAGCAUGUAGUAGCGAGCUUUAAUCCUGCUCAACAACAAUUUGUUUUUCCUGUUGCAUGCUCUUGCAACCCUUCAAUGAUGGACAAUAUAAUAGAUGCUUCUUACUGGUUUUCAAUGAACUUCAGAGCCUGGAUUUUGUUGGUCUUGCUCAUUACACAAGAUGAUGUUUACUGUAUGUAAAUUAAGUUAGUAGUUUACAUAGUGGCGCAGUGGUCUAAGGCACUGCAUCGCAGUGCUAGCUGUGCCACUAGAGAUCCUGGUUCGAAUCCAGGCUCUGUCGUAGCUGGCCGCGACCGGGAGACCCAUGGGGCGGCGCGCAAUUGGCCCAGCGUCGUCCAGGGUAGGGGAGGGAAUGGCCGGCAGGGAUGUAGCUCAGUUGAUAGAGCAUGGCGUUUGCAACGCCAGGGUUGUGGGUUCGUUUCCCACAGGGGGUAUGAAAAAAAAAAAAAGUAUGCACUAACUGUAAGUCGCUCUGGAUAAGAGCGUCUGCUAAAUGACAAAAAAAAAAGUUCUAUGUGUGACCUCCGUAAUUCUGUUUCAGGUUUACUAUCCAUUUGUUUAUGAUUGUUGCUGGUACUACUGCGGACCUUGGCAGAGGUAUGGCUGUGGGGCAGAAACCAAGCCACACAGAGACAUUUGUUUUGGCUGGAUCGAAUGGACAUAAUGAGACAAGGCAUUCUGGUUUGAAUGACAUUGUGCGGAACCACACCGCUGACCACCGAAGCUCAGGGAUGGCCCGAGUUGCGUCCGACAUGAGGUACAAGUGUGCUGCUUAUGUGCUGGCCCUGCGGCCGUGGAGUUUCAGUGCCUCUCUCACACCGGUGGCGUUGGGUAGUGCCCUGGCCUACAAGCUGGAGGGCUCUGUGGACUUGGUCAUCCUCAUGGUGUGUGCCGUAGCUGUGCUGGUGGUGCAUGGGGCAGGGAACCUGGUUAAUACCUACUAUGACUUCUCCAAAGGGAUCGACCACAAGAAGAGCGAUGAUAGGACUCUUGUGGAUGAGAUCCUGGCACCGCAGGACGUGGUCAUGUUCGGAGCACUGCUCUACUCUCUGGGCUGCUUGUGUGCCACGCUGCUCUACUUUCUCUCCACGUUGAGGAUGGAGCAUCUGGCCCUUAUUUAUUUUGGAGGGCUCUCAAGUUCUUUCCUGUACACGGGAGGUGAGCUAACCAUUAUCCUGUUUAAAGAUUUACUGACAUUAUUUCACUCACUAUCUUUUUACCAGUACUAACCACACACACACUAAUAUCCAGAUACUUAUGAUAUCUUCCUUGUCCUGUUUCCAGGCAUUGGUCUUAAGUAUGUGGCCCUGGGGGAUGUGGUGAUCCUGAUCACAUUUGGCCCCCUGGCAGUCAUGUUUGCCCACGCCGUGCAGGUGGGCUACCUGUCAGUCCUGCCCUUGGUCUACGCCGUCCCCCUGGCCCUCAACACAGAGGCCAUUCUACACAGCAACAACACCAGAGACAUGGACUCUGACAAACAGGCAGGCAUCGUCACUCUGGCCAUCCUCAUCGGGCCCACGCUGUCCUACAUCCUCUUCAACCUCCUGCUGUUUGUCCCCUACGUGCUCUUCUGCAUCCUGGCCACCCACUACACCAUCAGCAUGGCCCUACCCCUGCUCACGCUGCCCAUGGCCUUCCCCCUGGAGAGGCAGUUCCGCAGCCAGUGCUAUUCCAAGAUCCCCCAAAAGACAGCCAAGCUCAACCUCCUGAUGGGACUUUUCUAUGUCUUUGGGAUCAUUCUGGCACCUAAAGGCAGCUUACCGCUACUGUGAUCCAAUUGUAGCUUACAUUUUUUUAUAGCUUUUUUUUGUUUAAAUACAGACUAGUUUAUGUACAUCUUUUUAUUUAUAAUGAUUGGCUUGAGUUCAAAGGCUUUAAUUUAUUGUCUAGAUUAUACAUCCAGAGAAACAGACAGUUUAGUUAUUCUUCUGUAAUACUGACAGAUAUAACCAGAUGUGUAAUUGUUCCAGUAUUUUGCACAGAGUUUUGUGUAUCGGUUGAAGUCUGAGAUGUGUUCAGACUCAUUUAGUAUAAGACCACAGUACAGAGGACGUUUCAAGUCCCUAUGCCUCCUCGUGAGGACAGACAUGGAAGAAACAGUUGCCAUGCGUUGCGUCGGGUCCUCAGACUUGCUACUGGUGAUGCAAUUGUUCAAAAUGUCAAUAAACCAAAUCUACAACUUUUAAUCUCUACAUU
This is a messenger RNA of Coregonus sp. 'balchen', 2691 nucleotides long. NCBI's taxonomy places the organism in Eukaryota, Metazoa, Chordata, Actinopteri, Salmoniformes, Salmonidae. The record is from the annotation of a GenBank genome assembly.